AUGUGUCCAGAAAACGUAGAUUUAUUUUCCGCAAUUAGUCUUUCUGCGAACACUGUUGCUCGUAGGGUUGAACAUAUUGAAAGAAAUAUUAAAUCACAGCUAAAAGACAAAGCCAGCAAGUUUGUAUGCUUUUCUGUUGCACUUGAUGAGUCAAUUGAUGUAUCAGACACAUCCCAAUUGUUAUUGUUCAUCAGAGGAAUAAAUGCCAAUUUUGAGAUUACUGAGGAACUUGUAUCUGUGCACAGCAUGCAUGGAACAACAACAGGCAUAGAUAUUUUUAGAGAAGUGGAAAAGUCAGUGGCUGAGUAUAAUUUGGAAUGGAAAAAACUAAAAUGCAUAACAACAGAUGGUGGCAGAAAUAUGUGUGGAACCAAAAAGGGCUUAGUUGGGCAAAUUAACAAAGUAAUUGAGAAUUCCGGUGGAUUGAAACCUUUGGUAUUGCAUUGUAUUCUUCAUCAGCAAGCACUGUGUGGAAAGCAUCUUGAUUUAUCAUCUGUAUUAGAUCCUGUGAUUUCCACUGUUAACUACAUAAGAUCUCAUGGACUCAAACAUCGCCAAUUUCGUGAUUUCUUGGAGGAAAUGAAUGCUGAGUUUCCAGACCUACCUUACUAUACUUCAGUAAGAUGGCUUAGCUAUGGAAAAAUUCUGGCUAGAUUUUUUGAGCUUCGAACUGAAAUUGAAAUAUUUUUAAAUGAGAAAAACCAUUCACAGGUGUUGCUCAAAGACAGUGAAUGGCUCUGGAAAUUAGCAUUUUCAGCCGAUUUAACUAUGCAUCUCAAUGAUUUCAACCUACGGAUACAAGGUGAAACUUCACUCAUCUGUGAUUUGUACUCAAAGGUGAAAUCUUUUCGUAAGAAAUUAAUACUAUUUGAAAGUCAGUUAACAAGAAGCUGCUUUACUCAUUUUUCACGAUGUGACAAAUAUAGACAGGAAGCUGCCACUCCAUUUCCAAACUUGUUUGCUCAAGAUGUCAUUUUAGCUUUGAAACAACAGUUUGAAGAACGUUUUUCUGAUCUUGAUGCAUGUUCUUCAAAACUAAGAAUUUUUGAAAAUCCAUUUAACUCUGUUAUUGGAGACUUACCUUCUGAGUUACAAAUGGAAGUUAUUGAUUUGCAAUCCAAUGACAUCCUGAAGGACAAAUAUAAAGAGGGAAAUUUGAUUGAAUUCAACAAAUGCCUUCCAUCCGACCAAUUUCUUCAUUUAAGGAGGUUUGCCUGUGAAUUCAUUUCAGUUUUUGGCACCACAUAUUUGUGUGAGAAGACUUUUUCAAAGAUGAAAUACACAAAAUCCUGCUACAGAUCACAAUUGUCUGAUGAACAUUUAAAUGCAUUGCUUGUUAUUGGAACCACUCAUUUUGAACCUCAGUUGGACAAAAUUUUGUCAGAAAUGAAACAAUUUCAUGUUUCCCCUAUUGAUCAAAGUUUAAAAAAACAUAGAACUCUUUCUGUUAAUAAAUCCAUAGAAGCAGACAUUUUCUUAUCGAUACGCAAAUUUGUAUUGAAGAAAGAAACAGUUAAUGAAAACGCUCCUAUGUUCGCGUUCAUGAAGCAUAAACAGCCUUUCGAAGCCCAGAUUAUCGACUAA
Octopus sinensis (East Asian common octopus) is the source of this 1584-nucleotide messenger RNA. Its product is annotated as general transcription factor II-I repeat domain-containing protein 2-like. Gene Ontology annotation, molecular function: protein dimerization activity. The record is from RefSeq and is a predicted model, not a curated record. Bases 1 to 1584 code for a protein of 527 amino acids. NCBI's taxonomy places the organism in Eukaryota, Metazoa, Mollusca, Cephalopoda, Octopoda, Octopodidae. The transcript is spliced from 2 exons.